Neomonachus schauinslandi (Hawaiian monk seal) is the source of this 9867-nucleotide messenger RNA. It is a transcript of the gene PCNT, whose product is annotated as pericentrin. Gene Ontology annotation, biological process: signal transduction. The record is from RefSeq and is a predicted model, not a curated record. Lineage: Eukaryota; Metazoa; Chordata; Mammalia; Carnivora; Phocidae. Gene Ontology annotation, molecular function: molecular adaptor activity.
GGCGGCGGGGCAGACGGCGCACGCCGGGGGCGGAGCCGGACCCACGUCUGCGUGACAGUUGUCGCGGGGGGGAGGGCGAGCCCAGACUAGGGGGAGGGAGUGUAAAUAGAGCGAAGGCGGCGGCGCGUCGAUCCCGUCACCUCUCGGGCGACCCGCGAGAAGCCGCGGAGGGAGAUGGAAGAAGAUGAGCAAGAGCAGCGGCGCAGAAAGGUGGAGGCCGGGAGAGCGAAGCUUGCUCACUUCCGACAGAGAAAAACAAAAGGUGACUGUGCGCAUCCGAAGAAAAAGACGGCGAAGAGGAAGGGCCCGGCUGUCGAUGCGCCUGUCCAGGAGGAGAGCCCGGUAGCCACCGAGGAUGGUGGACUCCUGGGAAGAGGGGACGUUUGCAAAGACGAGUCAUGCGGUGACACCCCUGAUGGGGCAGGAGCAGCGCAGGACUGUGAGCAAGAAUAUAAACUAGAAAUUGCGGAACUGAUGAGAAGACAGAAGGAUGAGGUCGGCGCACAGCAGCAGGUGGCCGUGGAGCCCCAGCGGCCGACAGAGAUGCAGCAGGUGCGGCUGCAGGCCCAGCCGGUGCCUUCCCUGGAGCUGGAGGCGCUGCGCCUGAGUCUGAGCAACAUGCACACGGUGCAGCUGGAGCUGACCCAGGCCAACCUCCAGAAGGAGAAGGAGACGGCGCUGACGGAGCUGCGGGCCAUGCUGAACGGUCGGCAUGCCCAGGAGCUGGCCCUGCUGCGGAGCAGGCAGCAGCAGGAGCUCGAGCUGACCAGGGGGCAGCACGCGCGGGAGCGGGAGGAGACGGUGCAGCGCUGCAGCCGGGAGACAGCCGAGCUGAAGGAGAAAUUACAGGCAGAAAUGGAGAAGAACGCGAGGACGAUAGAGAACCUGAAGCAAGACUGGGAAUCGGAGAGGGGUUUAUGCUUAGAAAACCUACGCAGAGAAUUGUCUGCAAAGCAUCGGUUGGAAUUGGAGAAUUUACAAGACCAGUUUAAGAAAGAAUUGGCCGAACAGAAAGCUGAAUUGGAGAAGAUUUUUCAAGCCAAAACUCAGGCCGAAUGUGCCCUGAGGACUCUGGAGACCCAACAGGAAGCAGCCCUGCAACAGUUACGCGAAGACCUGCAAUCUGAGCGCGGUCAGUACGUGCGGGACUUGGAGCAGAGACUCCGAGACCAGGAGGCAGAAAAACAGCUGGAGUUAGAGAGCCUCCGGGCGUCCUACUCAGAGCUGAAGGCUCAGUCGCAAGAAGAGAUCCGGCGCCUGUGGUCUCAGCUCGAGUCUCCGACACCUGACAGACAGGACUCGAGUGAGUUCCACGACCAGCUCCCGGCCCUCACGCCUCACGGGGAAGAGCUAGAGCGCCUAAGGCGAGACUUCCAGCAGCAGCGGCAGCGAGAGAAGGCCGAGCACGAGUCUGAGCUGGAGCAGUUGAGAAUUUACUUUGAGAAGAAAUUAGAGGAGGCUGAGAAAAGCUACCAAGAAGACCUGAUUGUGUUACAGCGGCGGCUGCAGGAGGUGAAUGAAGAGUCUCUUCUGGAGUCUGUGGAAAUCAGUCCACCCAGUGUGUGUUUAGAAGGGAGGUCUGAGAAAGGAAGAAGAGAACACUGCGACGGACUCCGCCUUCAGCCUGAGUUAGAAGAAAACCACCGGUGCCAGCCAGCAGCGUUGAAGUCCUCCCUGGAAGCCCGGCGGGAGGUGGGCCUCGUAGGGACCCAAGUGUUGGAAGGGGAGCAACGUGUGGGUCUCUCAGAAGGGCCCGGCGAAGAGCUUGCUCUGGUGCCGCUCCCGUGUGCACAGGACACGGCCUUGCAGGUGGAGACAGAGGUGACGGCCAGAGUCUUGGGUUUGGAAACUGAGCACAGGCUUAAACUCUCACUUCUUCAGACGGAGCUCAGGGAAGAAAUUGACGUCUUAAAACUAGAAAAUAGAAAUUUACGUGAGAAGUUGCAGCACGAAAUCUGCCUGAAAGAGGACUUGGAGAGGGUAAAAUAUAACUUGGUUGAAGAUCACCAGGAGGAGCUGAAGAAAGCUAAGGAGAAAUUACAGCUGAUGAAGCAAGAAUUCAAAGACAAAGAAGCAGAAUGGAAAGUGGCGAGUGAGAAUCUAAAGAGAAAAGCUGAAGAGGAACUCGCGCCGAUGCUCCUUGACCUGAAAGAACAAGCUGAAGCUGAAAAGCAGUCAAUAAUAAACAAGUUUGAGCUUCGAGAAAUCAAAAUGAGGCAACUUCAGGAUCAGCAGGCAGCCCAGAUCCUGGACCUGGAGGGGUCCCUGGUGGAGCAGCAGGGCCGGCUCCGGCAGCUGGAGCUCGGGCUUGCAGGGGACGAGUGUCCACAGUGCAGCCAGUGUGGCCGGGAGCCAGGUGGCCGUCUGGCUCCUGCAGACCAGGCCUGGGAGCUUGCCGCACUCCGCCUGAAGGAGGACUGUGCCCUCCAGCUGAUGCAGGCACAGAACAGGUUUUUAAAAGAACGUAAAGAAAUCACAGAGAAAUUCACUGCGGAACAGGAUGCCGUCCUUCGGGAGGCCCAGGAGAAGCACACCUGUGAGCUGCGUCUCCUCCAGGAGAGACACCAACAGCACAUUCUGUCCUUGACGGCGGAACUGGAGGCCAGGCACCGGGCUGAGGUAGAGGAGCUGAAGGCCUCGGUGGAGAGUGAGCAGUGGGCUCUUUCAGAAGCCCGUGUGGCUGAACUGCAGACACAGCAUGCUGCGGCGGUCAGUGCUUUGGAGGCAAGACACUCGUCACACCUGGAUUCUCUGGAAUCACGUCACCUGUCUGAGAUGCAGACCAUGCGGGAGGAGCACAGGUGGGCUCUAGAGCAGCUGAGAGCGGACCUGGAGAAGCAGCUGCAGAAGAAGGAUGCUUCUCACCCCACCGCUCUGACUCAGGAGCUACACAGGCAGGCACUGAAACAUGGCCAGGAGCUUCCGCCUGCAGUGGACGGCCUGAGGAUGCAGAGGAGCGGGAAUCAGGGUGAGGGUGUGAAAGCCCUGGUGCCCCCUGAGCUUCCGGGAGUGCAGCAGGGUGAAUUUGAAAGUGAAAAGAAGAAAGUUGCUUUGCAUGAAAAGGAGGAGAUACAUAGGCUGGAGUAUGAGCAAGCACAGUCUCUUUACCAAAAAGAGAAAGAGUCUUUGUUUCUGCAGCUUCAGGAGAAGAAUAACCAAAUUCUGCAGCUGAAAGACAAAAUUUUAUCCUUAAGUCACGAGGUAGAAGAGCGCCAUUCUGAACUGGAGAAGCUACAGCAAAGGCGUGACAGGGAAAACCAGGAAGGCACAAAUCUCAUCUCGAUGCUCAAGUCCGACAUUGACCUGUCUGACCGCGAAAGGAGGGCGCUCCGAGAUGCUCUGCGGAGGCUGCUCAGUUUAUUUGGAGAAAUGCUGAAGGCUGCCAUCACCCUGAAGAGCCGGAUCGGUGAGCGCGUGGGGCUCUGUCUGGAGGAUGAGGGCCUACCUGAUGCGCGGCCCAGUGGCCAGGCCCUGUUUGCAGUACCAGUGCUUGAUGAGACGUGGCCUGGGUCCGAGGCAGCCCUGCUGGAGCUGGACAAAACUUUGUCUGAAUGUGUGGAGAUGUCUUCAGACGCUGAAAUUAGCAGUCACAUCUGUGAAAGCUUUUUCAUGAGCCCAGAAAGUUCGCUGGAGUGUGAGCAGCCAAUUAGGAGAAUUUACCGGAGCCUUGGCCUGGCGGUAGAUGGCCUGCUGGAGCUGGCUCUGGACUCCACCAGGCAGCUGGAGGAAGCACGUCAGAUUCAUUCUCGUUUUGAGAAGGAAUUUAGCUGUAAGAACGAGGAGACCGCGCAGGUCGUUAGAAAGCACCAGGAGUUACUGGAGCGCCUGGAUGAGGAGAACGCGGCCCGCACGCGGCUGACGCUGGAGCUGCACCAGGCGCAGGGCAUCAUCGAGGGGCUCAAGGUGGAGAAGGCCAGCCUGCAGGAGGCUCUGGGCCAGAAGGAGACGGCCGAGCAGGGCCUCGCUGUGGAGCUGGAGAGCCUGAGGCAGCAGCUGCAGCGGGCGACCCAGCAGCAGGCAGAGCUGAAGGAGGAGAACUCCGCCCUGUGGACCCAAAAGGAGGCCUUGGCCGCAGAAGCGGAAGAGAGAGAAGCUGCUCUCCAUAGGGAAGUGGAAUGUCUAACCCAGGAGCAGUUGGAGGCCAGGAAGCAGUCCGAGAGAGACCGCGCUGCUCUGCUUUCCCAGAUGAAGGUUUUCGAGGCUGAGCUGGAGGAGCAGCUGUCCCGGCAUGAAGCGUGUGCCAAGCAGGCUGAGGAGCUCUCUUCGCUGAAGCAGCAGAUGGUGGCUCUGGACAAGCACUUGAGGAACCAACGCCAGUUCAUGGACGAGCAGGCUGUUGACAGGGAACACGAGCGGGAAGAGUUCCAGCGGGAGAUCCAGAGGCUGGAGGAGCAGCUCCGACAGGCGGCUCGGCCACGGCCCCGGGGCCCCUGCGUCAGCGAUCAGGAGCCGCUGUAUGAGCAGGUUGAAUUGUUACAAGAACAGUUGAGAGAGAAAUCAGAUGGGUUUAAUGAGUUGGUUAUAAAGAAAGAGUUGGCGGACAGACAAAUGUUAAUCCAGGAAGAGGAAAUCAAACGUCUGGAGGAGACAAAUGUGAGCUGCAGAAGAGAGGCGGCCCAGCUGCGGGAGGAGCUGGAGAAGCAGAAGGACACUGUGAAAGCGUUGCAGCAGGAUAAAGAGGCAUUACGGGAGCAGCAGAUGAGUAACUUGCUGCUGGUGUCCACGCUGCAGUCUCAACUCGAUGAGGGCAGAUGCCCUGUGCCUCCUGCAGGCAGCUGUCCUGAGGGCCCGGAAGCCCGGCUGGAGGCGGCACAGAGGGCGCUCCAGCAGCGGGACAGCGAGGUUUUGGACUUAAAAGAACAAUUAGGAAAGAUUAAAGAUGACUUAGUAAGUAAGAGCGACGAAGUGCUGCAUCUGAACUUGAAAUUAGACGCAGAGAGCAGCCGUGCUGCCGUCAGAGUGCGGGAACUUCAAGAGGAGAACGCCAGCUUGAAGGUCCCGUGUGACAGAAGCUCAGAGAUCGAGGAGCUGAGAUCCAUCAUUGAGAACUUGCGAGACAACCAGCAACGCCUGCAGAGAGAGAAGGCAGAGGAGGUGGAGCAGCUCCACGAAGUCAUCGAGAGGCUGCAGAGAGAGCUCUCGCGUGGGGAGCCCGCGGUGCACGGGGCCGAGGUUAGCGGGCUGCUGGGCAACCCCGCCGUGGGGGCCGAGGCAUGGGUGGCGGCGGCGGGGGCGGUGGGUCAGCGGCUCCCCCUGGAGGCCCUGCCGCAGCACUUGCGGGCUGCGGAGGAGGGGGCCGAGCUGGAGUGCAGCGUGGCCCUCCGGGAGGCUGAGGUCCAGGGCUUGGCUUCCCAGAUCCACGCCUUCAGAGCUGCCCUACAGGCAAAGGAGGCCAAGGUCGCAGAAAGGGACUUAGCGAGUGACGCUCUGAAGCAGCAGGAAUUGGCCCACUCUGCUGAGCUGGAGACCAUCGUGAUGGCCUUCUCCCGCUUCUGCCUCGUCCUGGCCCCUGAGCAUGAGCCCUCGGAGCUGCAGGGGCUCCGAGCGCAGUGUGUCUGCCUCAGCGGCCCGCUGCAGGUGUGGAACCAGCGGUUCCUGAGCUGCCAGAAGGGGCUGGGCAAGCGGCAGGCGUGUGGGGCCUGCCUGCACCCUCGCAUGGAGGGCUGCGAGCAGCUCCUGUUGGCCCGUGCUUUGUGGGGUGGCCCAGCUGGUGCCGUGUCCUGGGAGCCCCAGGCCGGGAGCUCGUCCUCACCUGCAGUAGCAAGUGCAGUGAAUGGUGAUCUGCAGCCUGCCGAAGCCCCGGUGUCGUUAAACCACCCGGGUCUGCACAAACAAGACAGCGUGAUGGAGUCUGAGCUGCUCUUGGUGAAGAACGAGAUACCCUUGAGAAUGGAGGACCAUGGCAAAGGGCCAGGAAGGAUGAAGAAUAAGGAAAAACUACUGGAAGAUUGUCAGCUGUGGAAAGUUGGUCUCAUAAGUCAGGUGAAAGAGCUUCAAGAAAAGUUGAACCGUCUGGUGUAUUCUGUGAACUUCCAGAACAUCGAGACAGAGGAUUUCAAACAUCAGCAGCUGGUGGCAUCUUCACAUGCUUUAGAAAAUAGUUCGAGUGAUAGUUCUAGUCACAGUGAAGGAACUGGCAAAUCGCCUCUUGUGGAUGCGUUUCAUAGCGACAAAACCACGUGUGAUCUAAUUGACCUUAGUGGAAGUCAGGAUCCACUGAUAAAAAAUGAAAUGUCAAAUGUUGCCAUGGAAGAUGAGGUUGACUUGCAGGACGGAUCACUUUGUUUACAAGCAGGCUUCCACGCUGGCUGCCAUGAUCUAACCCAUACGGAGGGGCCUGGGCCCUUGAAGAACACACUCAGGGCAGUGGAUCUGUCCUCCUGGAGCUCCCCGGAGGUUGUCAGGAAGGACUCAACUCUUGAGCCUGUGCCCAGCCUGCCCCUGACACCAUGCUCGGACGCCCUGAGCUUGGAUGCCUCCCUGCAGGACAGGACCAGUGCCUCGGUCCAGGCUGACCAGUUGGAGCUGCUUUGGUCCCUGGGCGGCUCAGCAGCAGGAAAGGCCUCCAGGUGGGCAGAGUCUCCAUUGGCUGCAGACAGAGCUCCCUCUGCUGACCAACAUGUGCAGCGGAUGGCUGUGGAGAAAGAUGUUGAAGACUUUAUCGUAACAUCUCUUGAUGCUCAAGAAAAGCCCAGAUCCUCUCCUCUCGGGUUUGAAGGAAAGAACAAUGGAAGUGAAAACAGUGAUGGCUCGGGGUUUGGAAAGAUACUAAACCAAGGUUUGGGAAGACUCGAAACCCCCACCGCUAGUCCUCCAGUGCCGCCUCCCACCUCUGGAAGGUUCCGACGGCCGCUGGAAGCUAUGAAGGAGAAGGAAGUGCAUCCGAAACAAGUGAAGGCUUUGCUGCAGAUGGUGUGUGACGAGAGCCACCACAUACUGGCCUUGUCCGAGUGCCGCGGGCCGCCCGGCGCCCUGAGCAAGGGCGAGCCGAGUGCCCCCCUUGAGCACUUCCCGAGGGAGGGCCCCGGCCUUUUGGAGGUGGUGCCGGCCCUGCGGAGACAUCUGAACCUAGCACCCCAAAAGGGAGAGAAGGACCCUCCCGGCAUGUGUCUUGACUGGAGAGGAGAAUUUCUCCAGGUUGUGCAGGAGGCAUUUGGAAAAGAGCGGGAGAUGCUGAGGGCCGAGCUGCAGCCCCAGCCCUGCGGCUCUGAGCCCAGGGACCACAGCUCCCUGCUGGAGCGGCUAGAGAAGGUGGUCCAGCAGCAGGUGAGUCUGCAGGAGGAGUCCUUGGAGCACCUUCGCCUGUCAGACAGGAGCAGCUUGCUGUCCGAGAUCCAGGCUCUGCGCGCCCAGCUGCGCAUGACCCACCUGCAGAGCCAGGAGAAGCUGCAGAAGCUGUGCGCGGCGCUGACCAGCGCAGAGGCCCGUGGGAGCCAGCAGGAGCACCAGCUGCGCAGGCAGGUGGAGUUACUGGCAUAUAAGGUCGAGCGGGAGAAAUGGAUGGCAAGCGAAGUUCAGAAAACCCUGCACGAAGAGCAGGAGAAAGCCAGCAGCGUUCGGAAGCUCCUGCUGGUGGAGCAGACCGUCGUCAGAGACUUGAGGUCCGAGCUCCACGAGCGUGAGCAGGACAACGAGAGGCUGCUGGCCUCCCUCAGUGAGGCGCAGAAGGAGGUCCUCCAGCUGAGGUCCGUGCUGGACAGUAAGGAGAGCGACCUGAAGGCGGCCCUGCAGGAGCUGGAGUGCGAGCGCGGGAAGGAGCGCGCCCUGCAGAGCCGGCUGCAGGAGGAGCAUCUGCAGCACCUGCAGAAGGAGGGCCAGAGCUCCAAGACCCUGGAGGAGUUGAGAGUAUCCUUGGAGAAGCAGUGUGCUCAGAGUAAUCGACUCUGUGUUGCGCUGAAACACGAGCAGACGGCGAAGGACAACCUCCAGAAGGAGCUGCAGAUCGAGGCCUCGCGCUGCGAGGCGCUCUUGGCGCAGGAGCGGGGCCAGCUGUCCGAGCUGCGGCGGAGCCUAGAGGCCGAGAAGGGCCGGUCGCUGGAGCUGGCCGCGGCUCUACGGCAUGAGCGGCUGCUGACGGAGCAGCUGAGCCGCGGCGCACGGGACCCGCCGGCACACCACGCUGUGCUGAGGAGACUGAAGGGCGAGAAGUCCCGCGCGGCGGAGCUGCAAGCCAGGCUGGAGCAGGUGGACGUGCAGAAGCGCUGUGCGGAGCUUGAGAGGGAGAAGGAGCGGGAGUUGGAGUUGCAGCAUCAGCGAGAUGAGCACAAGAUCCGGCAGCUUCAGCGGACGGUCCAGGCCCUGGAGGCGAAGGCGGCUGCUCGCCAGUCCCCAGAGGCCGAGUGGCUGCAGGAGGAACGGCACAGCCUGGAGAAGGUCCGGCAGCAGCUGCUGUGUGCUGCCGGGCUCCUGACCAGCUUCGUCAGCCAGAUGGUGGACAGGACAAUUAGUGAUUGGACAUCAUCGAAUGAGAAAGCAGUGAGCUCCUUACUGCGCACGUUAGAGGAGCUCAAGUCUGACCUGAGCGCGCCCAGCUCCUCCCAGAAAAAGAUGACAGCAGAGCUGCAGACCCAGCUGGUGGACGUCCUCCUGAAAGACAACGACUCCCUGACGAGAGCCCUGCGCACGGUGACGCAGGAGAAGGCGGACCUGCGCCGGGCGGUGUCGCAGCUGGAGGCGUCCCUGAAGCAGCACCUGCUGAAGCGCGGUGUGUGGACUAGACCGGACAAGUCUGCGUGGAAGCAAGACGGGGCAGUCUCGCAGAGCUCAGCAGGACAGCCAGACCCAGCAGUGCCCACGCCGGCCGCAUGCGAGGAGGGAAACACCUGCAGCGUGCACAUGGAGAAAUUGUACCUGCAUUAUUUGAGAGCAGAAAGCUUCAGAAAAGCUCUGAUUUAUCAAAAGAAGUAUCUUUUACUAUUGAUUGGUGGAUUCCAGGACUCUGAACAAGAAACGCUCUCCAUGAUCGCCCAUUUGGGAGUAUUUCCUUCCAAAGCAGAUAAGAAAAUUACCACAUCUCGCCCUUUUACGAAGUUUCGGACUGCCGUCAGGGUGGUGAUCGCGAUAUUAAGAUUACGUUUCUUGGUUAAGAAGUGGCAAGAGGUAAAUCGGAAAGGAGCCGUGGUGGCAGGCCGAGCGCCCCGUCCAGCGGUUGCGGGGGAAGGAUUCCCGGCACCACGGCAGCAGCCUGCACCCAAAACCAGCACCUCCCCGCCAGCCCGGGACGCGUCCUCCAGCCACGCCGGGGACCGCGGGCCCAAGGCCUCCCCGUGCAGGAGGGAGAGAUCCACUCCAUCCCCACAUUCAAGAUCAGAAAGAUCCCUGACUGCUUCUCAAGAUCCUGAACAUUCCUUGACGGAAUAUAUUCAUCAUUUAGAAAUGAUCCAGCAAAGACUGGGCGGAGCGCCUCCAGAUUCCGCUUCGAAGAAAUCCUGCCGCCAGAAGAUUACACAAUGAAUAAAAUCCCUGUGGCUCUUACCUGUGACAGUUCUAUCUGAGGGAAAGAUUUGUUUUUUCCCUUUCUCCAAGGAAGGCUCGUGGCAUGGCGUGGCAGGCAGCGCCCAGUCUCCUUGCGAGCCCGAGAUGCCAGCCCCCAAGUGCCGCUCAUUAAGCAUUCUCCUCUUUUUGCAAUGCUACAAAGCCAAAUGGAGUAUCUUCUGUAACUUCUGUGUGUUUUAGCUCCUUCCUUCACAAGGUGACGUGUGCGCUCGUGCAUGACGGGCGCCUGCCCAGCUCCGUGCGUGUGGCCGAGCUGCCCUGCUCGCCUCCAAGAAGUGAGCAGAGACUGGCUUCCCUGUUGUUUAUUUUCUUAAAGUGUACAGAUGGGAACUUGGUUUAAAAACAAAAACACACCAAAAAGAAAAAGAAUAA